AGGGGUCGACAGUCCCGCUUGCACGCCCUCAUUCUAUGACCCGGGCGCCGAAGCACGUCGUGACACCUGGGCGGCCAUGGAGUUUGCGCUGCGCAGCGGCCGCGCGCGGGCCAUUGGAGUCUCCAAUUACGAGGUGAAGCAUCUCGUGGAAAUCAUGGAUCUCGAAGAGAAGCCAGCCGUGAACCAGGUUGAGUGGCAUCCAUACCACCAUGAUGAUGAGCUGAAGGCCUUUUGCCAUCAGAACGCCAUCGCCCUCGAAGCCUGGUCACCCUUGUCAGGGCGCAACGCCUCAGCAUUGUUGGACCCCGUUGUGAAGGAGGUGGCUCAAAAGCACAAUGUCUCUACUGCGCAAGUUGUCCUUCGCUGGUCGCUCCAGCAGAAUGUCAGUGUUGUGGUCGGCACGGAGAAAGCGGAACACAUGAAGACGGACCUGGAAGUCUUCUCCUUUCAAUUGUCCGCUGCCGAGAUGCAGAGCAUUUCGAAGCUGAAAGUGUCCGAAGUGUUCGUCUAGCAGUCGCAGAUGGUCGGUGACUGGUCUUUCGAAGUCAACCAGGAACCGGAUGUUUUAGAUAGAUAGAUAGAUAGAUUUCUGUUUGUGCCUGAAUCUAGAACUUGCAACUUCUUGGGUGAACUUAGCACAUGGUGGGGUAGUUGCUCACGCCUAGAGAAGACAAUGCCGUGAGAUGUAGCAAAGGCGAGUGAGAUAGUGUUCAUUUGUGUUCCCCACUUUGCAUGGCACGAGCAAAAAUACUUCUCAGUUCAGAUGGCGAGCACCCGAUGAGACGGUUUGCGAAGACGCAUUGCCGCAGGAGGAUCCUUUUCCAGGAAUCGGUUUCAGUUGUUUGUCGAAGGGUGAGAGUUCUCAAAGAGGGUUUCAGGUGUUCGGAAUCCCGUCACAUGGAGGAAAUUCGCCCCAGAGUUCUCUCUGUGGUGAUUUGCUUCGCGGUGCGUCCUGCGCCCCCGUCUUCAGCCCGCGAUGGACGCCAA
Durusdinium trenchii is the source of this 987-nucleotide messenger RNA. Lineage: Eukaryota; Dinophyceae; Suessiales; Symbiodiniaceae. The record is from the annotation of a GenBank genome assembly.